Molecule: messenger RNA, 927 nt
Organism: Lachancea thermotolerans CBS 6340
Lineage: Eukaryota; Fungi; Ascomycota; Saccharomycetes; Saccharomycetales; Saccharomycetaceae
Gene: YPQ1
Product: cationic amino acid transporter
Exons: 1
Coding region: 1-927 (308 amino acids)
Biological process (GO): basic amino acid transmembrane export from vacuole
Cellular component (GO): fungal-type vacuole membrane
Source: RefSeq, a predicted model, not a curated record
AUGGUGCCGAUAGUACUAAAUUCCCAGACGGUUAGCGGGAUCACCGGUUCCAUCUCUAUUGCAUGCUGGAUCAUUGUAUUUGUGCCACAGAUUUAUGAAAACUUCUACAGAAACUCCGCUGAAGGCCUGUCGCUUCUAUUCGUCGUGUUGUGGCUGCUGGGUGAUAUCUUCAACCUUCUCGGCGCUGUGCUGCAGGGUUUGCUGCCCACUAUGAUCAUCCUGGCAGCUUACUAUACCCUCGCUGAUAUCGUGCUGCUCGGGCAGUGUCUGUUCUACGGGAACGAAGAGAAGGUGGACCCCGUCCACCUGUCGCCUGCCAACCCUAUCAACGAACGUGUCCUGGAAGAUGUGUUCAACGAGCACCAGCCCCUCCUGCACGACCAUAAGCAAAAGCAACAACGCGCUGAGGUUGCUGUGGGUUCCUCCAGUGUUUCGGCCCAAACCACCCAGGAGGUCGGUCCAAGAGCUGAGAACGACGAAACCCCAUCCACAAAGAACUACAUCGCCAAUGCGGUCCUUGUGACUAGCGUAUUCCUUGGUGGCUUUCUGUCCUGGUAUCUAUCGUACAUCCGCGAUCCAAACCCCAUCGGUGCGGAGCCUGAUCUUCACAUGAACUGGAUGGCCCAAUUUUUCGGUUACUUGAGUGCCGUUCUGUACUUGGGCUCCCGUGUUCCACAGAUCUUGCUGAACUUCCAGAGGAAAUCAUGCGAAGGCAUCUCAUUCUUGUUCUUCCUCUUUGCUUGUCUCGGAAACACCACUUUCAUCAUUUCAGUGCUGAGCAUCUCUAUGGAGCCACGCUACCUCCUUGUCAACGCCUCAUGGUUGAUUGGCAGCAUUGGAACUCUGUUCAUGGACUUCGUCAUUUUCAUGCAAUUUUUCAUUUACGAGAAUCCUAGUGACACUAGAGAGACUGGGGUCGCCGUCUAA